AUGAUUUUAAUUGGCUGUGGAGUUGAGGAAACGGCCUUGGUUCUUAGAAUACCAAUGAUACCAACCAAUCUACCAUUCCAGUUUAAACGGUUCCAAUUUCCCGUGAAACUAUGUUUUUCAAUAACCAUAAAUAAUGCACAAGGUCAAACAUUAAAUGUUGCUGAUUUAAACCUAACCGUUACCCAUAGUCAUUUGUACGUAGCUGUAUCACGUGUCACGUGCAAAAAAAAAUUGUUCGUGUUGGCCCCAGAAGGUGAGACACUUAACGUGGUGUGUCCAGAAAUAUUUAAUGCUUAA
Cinara cedri is the source of this 297-nucleotide messenger RNA. The record is from the annotation of a GenBank genome assembly. NCBI's taxonomy places the organism in Eukaryota, Metazoa, Arthropoda, Insecta, Hemiptera, Aphididae.